Messenger RNA from Lingula anatina, 2005 nucleotides. RefSeq names its product proton channel OtopLc. The record is from RefSeq and is a predicted model, not a curated record. Gene Ontology annotation, molecular function: proton channel activity. Gene Ontology annotation, cellular component: membrane. Lineage: Eukaryota; Metazoa; Brachiopoda; Lingulata; Lingulida; Lingulidae. Gene Ontology annotation, biological process: proton transmembrane transport.
AUGGCGGAUACCGAGCUAGUGGUAACGGACCGUUACUCCAUCCACCGUAAUCUGGCGACUGUGUAUGGCACGUUUAUCGUCAGCUUGGGGAUCGCCUUUCCUUUAACUGCGGCUUUCGUACGUGGUAGUGGUUUCAACGAUGCGCUCUACGUGGAGGUUUUCAAUGGAUAUCUGUACCUGGCCUCUGUAGCAGCUCUACUUUACGUUUUCCUUUAUUUGUUGCGCGGAUCAAAAGACAACAUCCAAAAAUCAAGCGACCAUCAGAAACCAGCUGACAUACCAUUGGAACCAACCAACGGAAGCGAAAAUGGACAUCAAUGUGCACCGCUAGAUGGAGCCGUAACUUCACUCUCUGCAAAGGUCUUCUAUGACAAGCCUAGGGUGCAUUACGGCGGAGAGGGCAUUACUCUUUACCUUAGGAUUGCUGCAGUCGUCUUCGCCCUCGGGGCAUUGCUGUAUGACGGGUUCAGUAUAGCCGAAUACGUCCAGGAGAAAGUCUACGGUUGCGUGUCCAAUGUUCCCAUUGUGUCCUCAGCCGUACACUGCCUGUUUCUCGCUGUGCAAACUGUGUUCAUUGUCCGCUAUCAUAAGAUUGUUGUAACAGCAAAGACACGAUUGGCAAACAAAGUCUUCAUGCACCUGAUGGUCACCAAUAUUUGCGUCUUCUUUGCCUACUCCGCAAUGGACACUGCAGAAGAUUUCGGCGAAUCAUCGAAAGACAGCGAGGAAAACUCAACCGAAACAUCAGAAACCAUCGAGGCCAAAUGUCGUUCCAUAAAGAUUAUCUUCGAUCAAGCCUCGCCAUAUUUAUAUCCAUUUGUGUUAGAGUACAGCGUUAUUGGAGCCACUCUCAUGUACAUCAUAUUCACAAGCAUCGGUGCCCCAGCGGAAAACUCAUCCGAAGACCAUGAAGGCCGCAGAACACUGAAAACAUCGUUCAAGCAUUCUUGGCAGAGGCCCUCCUCAAUUGGCGCUCUCUUAGGAGUCUCUAUUGCUAUGGUUACAUUUGCGGUUCUCGUUUACUUUCUAAUCUCUCUUGACAAUGGCGAGAACUCUGAGUCGGAAAACAGCGAGCUUGCUUAUACUCUGUAUCUUUGUCUGGAGAUAUUUCUGCUCUUGGUGAAUUCAAUCACAGUGUUGGUGGCGUUGCGUUAUAUGAGAAAUGCAGUUUAUCUAGGAAUGGAAACCGACACAGUGGAUGACAAUCUUUUAUUUAUGGCAACAUUUGGAGCUUAUCUGCAGUAUACUUUUAUCGCCAUGCCAAACAUUUGGUAUAUUAGUCAAGGACACCCCGAUCACUUGAAUGCCAUUUUGGCUCUACUUCUCGUUGUUUUGGGGUUAAUCCAGGCAACUUUACAAACGGCAUUCCUAGCCGACAAUGACCGUCGUGACCCGGAAGUAAUUCCCUCCGGAAGAAGUGUUGUGCACGCGAAGGGGCGGGGUCUGCUGGUUUUUCUUAUAAUAUGUAAUCUGAGCCUGUGGCUCUGCAGCACAUUUGGUCUUAAAAAGGCAGAAGAACAUAAAUUGUUCCAUUCAUUUUACGGAGAACUUCCAUGGAAGAUAGUUCACAAUCUAACGGCGCCCAUUAUUAUUUUCUUCAGAAUUCAUUCCGCAGCAGUGAUGUCUGUAUGUUGGACAAAGGCGCACGAAAAACAAGACUAAUUGCGGGAUUAAGUCACAGUUAAAAGAAAAACACGUCCAUUUCAUAGAAUGCAGGAUAUAUUGUGGGAUGUUAAAUACAUAAAUCCAGUACACAAACAACAUUGUUGAAAGUCAAACGGUUCGGUUGGUGUUUCAGCCCGGGAUACAAAUCAUUGUGAACAAUUUUCAAAACAGUUCCCUGUUAGUUAGAUCCAUAGUCUACUUAGCUUAUCUGGAGAUUAAUUGGAAUUUCAGCUGUAAAUUCUUUGGAGUGUAGUUGUCUUAUAAAUUGACAAGUAAAUAAAUAAGUUGUAAAAAAAUAAAUAAAGUGAGGUACAUGCACACAAUAUAUCACUUAUUUCAG